This is a messenger RNA of Panicum virgatum (switchgrass), 1672 nucleotides long. RefSeq lists its product as uncharacterized. Lineage: Eukaryota; Viridiplantae; Streptophyta; Magnoliopsida; Poales; Poaceae. The record is from RefSeq and is a predicted model, not a curated record. The coding region runs from base 118 to 1518 and encodes 466 amino acids. The transcript is spliced from 4 exons.
GGUUCCCCGAAAGAGCCCCCCUCCCCCUAUGUAGAGGCUACAGUAUUCCCCGAGAGUGCUCCAACGGUUCCCCGAGUUUCUUCCCCCCACGUCCGGUGAGGUCGUUCCUAUCCCCAUAUGUGGGGGGAUCUCGGCGUCCCUGGACGCACCGGCCGUUGGUUGCCGCCGUUCUCGCGCGCCGGGAGCGAAAGCGGGAGCGAGGGAGGCGACGGCGAAGUUGCUGGUUCUGUGAAGCUGGAGGCCGGGAGCGAGGUGCGCGAGGUGGUGGCGGUUGAUCUGGUUGGCGGCGGGGGCGGGCGUUCCGGCGACGUUGCUGGCGUGGGGGGUCGGCGGCGCGGGGCUAGAUCCACGAGCUCCCCGCGCGCGGGAAGCGGAUCCAGUUCGAGGGGGAAGAAGCGGCGCGGCGAGAUCUGGCGGCGCUCGCAGAGCUCGUCACCGAAGCCUCCCCGCAAGAAGUGCCGCAGAUCUGCGAGGACCAUGGAUGGCCGGUGGGACUUUACUGCAGGCUUGCCGGACCUCUCCGGUCCGUCUGGCACACCGUAUCAGGACAUGUUGAAUAUGCCAGGUUUUGAAGAACCUGUGCAACCUGCUCCUACUCAUGCUUUCGAGCCAGGUUCUAGGCAGGGUGGUUCGGGGAAGCCGCGCAAGAAAACUGUCUCCAGACCGAAACAAAACAACUUUUCAAUCGAGGAAGACAAGAACCUAGUGUCCAGCUGGCUCAAUGUGAGCUUGGAUCCAGUUAAAGGCACGGGACAGCGGAAGUCAUCUUUUUGGAAGGCCAUUGAACAGAACUAUAAUGCCCAGAAAGGUCCCAUGUACCCUAUCCGCACGCUUCGCAGCCUUGAGGGUCGAUGGUCUGAUAUUAAGGAACAAGCAAAUAAGUUUGAGAGCCACUACAACAACAUCCUUAAUGAGAGGCGCAGUGGCUACAACGAUAUGGACAAGAUCGCAGCAGCCAUUGAGUUGUACAACAGUCUGGAAGAUAGGCCGUUCACCACUAUCCACUGCUGGGAGAUGCUUCGCAACGAACCUAAGUGGAUGGACCUAAACAACCAUGGAAAGCAGGACCGAGGUCGGGUCCCCGAAGAUGUUAAUGCGCCCAUCGAUGUCACAGAAUCUGGAUGUGGGGAAGCCGGGAGCGAGAGUCAGAUUGGUACUUCCAAGAGGCCUCCGGGGAGGGACAUUUCGAGGUCAGGCAAACGGACUUGCUCCAGUGGGUCUCCUAGUGAUGCAGGGUCCGAGUUCUCUUCUAUGCUGUCUGCAAUGCACAUUCAGAAGAUGGACUUGAUCAGGACAUUUGACGAUUGUGUGGCAAGCAAGAUGGACCGGCUGGUUACCAUUCAAGAAAAGAACAUUGAGUUGAAGAAGAAAAAAGAUGCCCGGGAGCAGGAGUUACGGGACGAGCGCAUCAUGGCUAUUGACCUGACCACUUGCAAUCCCGGACAGCGUGUCAUGUACGAGGCAAUGCAGCGAGAGAUUUUACAGCGCUGGGCUGCAGGCAAUGAAGCUGCUCCAUAGAUUGUUCUGUUACUUUUACUACUGCAGUGUGUGAACUAGUAUAACUUGUACCGGGCUUUGUCGUUGGAUUUGUUCUGAACUAUUUCGUUUGGACUCGCGUUCUGUUGUGAACUACGUCCUGAUGUUGUCAACUUUUUAGUUCCGACUUGCUAUA